Messenger RNA from Phycomyces blakesleeanus NRRL 1555(-), 747 nucleotides. RefSeq lists its product as hypothetical. The record is from RefSeq and is a predicted model, not a curated record. The transcript has 7 exons. Bases 1 to 747 code for a protein of 248 amino acids. Gene Ontology annotation, cellular component: endoplasmic reticulum; endoplasmic reticulum membrane. NCBI's taxonomy places the organism in Eukaryota, Fungi, Mucoromycota, Mucoromycetes, Mucorales, Phycomycetaceae.
AUGGCCAAACUUACAUCUUUCUGGGCACUUUGCCUGGCUCUUCUUGCCACAACCUUCGUAUUCGCACAGGAAAGUGUUCCCGCGUCAGCCAACCUUGAAAUUACUGCUGAAUUUCCUGAUAACCCAUUCGGAUUGUUUACACAGAUUGUAUCGUGUCUAAUAAGGACGUUAGUGAUCGUCAAUGGUCAACGCAACAAGGUUGUCUUGGAUCUCAACAACAAGGAGAACGAGGCUUACUCUGUUGUUUCUGUCUCUGGAAGAAUCACCCUGGCUGAGGACCACACCAAGAUCAUCCGCAACUUGACCGCCCUCCGUUAUGAAUUGACUAUCCCUGCUCAGACCAGAGCUAACGUUCCUUACACAUUCUACUCUGAGUACACUCCUGGAGAGCUCGGUCUUGAAGUUUUUGUUGAUCUGCAGGCUGGUGACAAGGUUAUUCGUGUAGUUGGCUACAGCGGUAACAUCACUGUGUCUGAGCCCGAAUCUUCCUGGUUUGAUCCCCAGCUUUUGUUCUUGUAUGCUGUUCUGGCUGCUGGCGCUGCUGGCGUCGCUUACAUUGUUCGUGAGGCAUACUUUGGUGGCAAGAAGGUUAAGGUCAAGAAGGAUGAUGUCCCUGUUGAACGUCCUGCUCAUCGUGAUGACAAGGGUCAAAUGGUUUUGGAUCAAUCCUGGAUUCCUGAGCACCAUCUCAAGAACAGUCCUCGUCAGUCCCCCAAGAUUAAGAAGAGACCUUCUAAUCGCAAGUAA